AUGCCGGCUGAUGGCGAAUCGCCGGUUCCAAUAAAACCUCAGCAUGCUCCUCAGAAACAUGCACCGAUCAUCUUAUUCUCACUAAUCGCCCUUCGUCAUGGAGCUGACGAAGCAAGACAGUUGGAUUGGCUACUUUAUGGCGUCGGAGGGGUCGCGGCAGUAAUAUCUGGAGCGGGCUUCCCUGUGCUAGACCUAGUCUAUGGCUACUGGACGACCGCACUGGUCGCUGCGGACAUGACCCCCUCGUCACUGCGAGGAACGACAAACACUAUGGCAGGAAUCUGUUUGGGAAUUGGAAUUCUGCAGUUCAUCACAGGGUCAAUUUUCUUGACCUGCUUUACCAUUGCGUCUGGCCGUACAACCGACAGGCUUAGAAGGGCGUAUUUAGACUCCGUACUACACCAGGAUGCGGAAUUUUUUGAAAGGGUUGGUCCCGGAGAAGUUGGAACUCGAAUGAUCAAGGACGUUGGAACGAUUAAGACUGCGACUGGAGAAAAACUAGGAUUUAUGGUCUGGGCCUUUACUACACUUCUCGUUGCUUUAAUUAUGGCCUUCUCUCGCGCCGCUCGCCUAGCUGGGGUGGUAUUUGGCGUGGUGCCUCUUGCUUUCAUUCUAUUCAUGAGCAGCGGCUACUUGGCCGCAAAGGCAGAUGCACGGCUACUAGACGUCGAGGGGCAAGCAGGAACCCUUCUCGAACAGAUUUUGAGUAGCGUUCGGGUUGUGCAAUCUUUUGCGGCGGAAUCGUUUCUGGUCAAGAAGUAUGACGCAUAUUUGGACCAGGACAUUGCGUAUGUAGUUACAACGCCUGGGCAAAUGGCGUUCGGUUGUGCCGUUGCGUUCUGGUACGGAAGCCAAUUAAUUGUGCGGGACAACCUCGAAGUUGGAUUAAUGUUCACAGUGUUCUGGAAUAUGUUUAACGCCAUUUUUGCGAUCGCCAACAUCUUGCCGCAUAUAUCCGCCAUUCGUGAUUCGAUCCUGAUAUCGACUCGAAUCCGUUCUGAAAUCGAGCGCGUACCAACGAUCGACGUUCGAGGUAACAAGGGCGAGAAGCUCUGGGAUAGCCAGACAGGGGAAAAGGUUAAUGCUUCGAUCGAAGUCCGCAAUCUUACGUUCUCGUAUCCCUCUCGACCCGAUCACAAGACCUUGGACGAUGUGAGUUUCGUUUUGGAGGCUGGAAAAGUCACUGCCCUUGUUGGAGCGUCUGGAUCCGGAAAGUCUACGAUUGCGUCCCUUUUGCUUCGCUAUUAUGAUCCAUCGCCAGCCCAAGGUGGGAAAUCGAGCGGGGGUAUCUUCCUUGCCAAACGCGACAUCCGGGACCUUAACCUUCCGUGGCUUCGGUCCCAGAUUGGGAUUAUUGCUCAGGAUCCUCAGUUAUUUACGGCUUCAAUCUUUGAAAACGUUGCGUACGGUCUGAGCGGCACCCCGUGGGAAUUGCCUACAUCCGAAUCCGAGCCCAAUUACCAAGAGAGAUUGGCCGAUGCAAAGAUUCGGGUCGAAUAUGCUCUGAAACAGGCCCAAGCUUGGGACUUUGUGUGCAAACUACCAGAAGGAAUGGACACUCGUAUCAAGGGAGGCCGGACUGGUGUGUUAUCAGGUGGACAGCGCCAAAGGAUUGCGGCCGCACGUGCACUUGUCCGAAAGCCAAGGAUUCUGCUACUUGACGAGGGUACCUCCGCGCUCGAUGCCGAGACCGAACAGCGCAUGAUGGCAGCUGUUCAUGAAGAACAGGCACAGAGCGGCAUGACUACGAUCUUGAUUGCCCAUCGCCUCUCUUCUAUUCAGAAUGCCGACAGGAUUAUCGCUAUGAGUAACGGCCGGGUUGCCGAGCAAGGCACAUACAGCGAGCUUAUGAAACUUGGCAGCGUUUUCAGUGCGCUUGUACGACACCAAGCAUCCGCGGGCCAAUUAACCUCGAGCUCUCAAACGACCGUCUCUAAUUUCACAAGCAAGGAGCCAGAAAUGGGCAAUAGAUCGGCGACAUUCUCUACCCCACACGUCCCACUUUAUCGGCCAGUUUCGACGGUAUCGGUUGCCAGAACUGUGAUAGACGACCCCAUGGAACGUGGACUACUAGUCAAAGGGACAGAGCCUCAAGGCUUAGCUGCUCGUUUUUUCCGGCUCAUGGGCAGGUAUAGUCAGUGGAUUUUGAUAGGCAUCAUCGGCUCUCUGUGCAUUGGUGCUUCGUUCCCUAUUGCAGGCUGGCUUAUUGGUUUUGUGAUCGAAGGGUUGAGUAUCCACGAUAACGACGAGCAGGUGCUGCGGGAGGGCAGAUACUGGGCGAUGUGGUUCCUAGUUUUGUCUAUGGUCAAUAUUGUAUCCAGUUUCAUCGCUGGAUUUUUCUUGUCUAUGGGAGGAACUCGAGUUGACAGGCGACUACGGCUGGCGGCCCUCAGCUCCCUUCUCCGACAGGAAAUUGGAUUCUUCGACCAAGAGGAGAAUGCAGCAGGGAGCUUGACCGCCGGAAUUGCUUCUCAGGCUGGCCACGUCUCUGCCGCGAUAGGCCUUGUCUGGCAGCAACUUAUUACUUCCGGUGGAAACUUCAUCGGAGCAUUUAUUCUCGGAGUCGCGUUAUCUUGGAGGCUUGCGCUCCCCAGCUUUGCACCGGUUCCUGCCAUCCUGGUCACCGCGUACUUCAACAUUGCAUUAUUAGAGAAGUAUGAACAAACGCUUCAUAAGCCGCUUGAAGACGCGUCUGCAUUUGCCAGCGAGAAUGUGGAUGCAAUCAAGACCGUUGCUGCUUUGGGACGAGAAAGCUUAGUGAUGGAAUAUUUCGACAAAAAUUCCGCUCAGAAAACUACAAAGACAAAAUACCUUUUUGGCGGCGCCUUGGGUUUCGGCUUCGGAAUAGGAAGCAUUCUGAUUUUAAGCGCAAUCUUGAUGUGGUGGGGUGUUGAGCUUUAUCUGACGGAGCGGAUUAGCUUGAAGAAUCUGUAUGCGACUUUUGAGGCUGUCCUCAUUGGAGCCAUCGCGGCGAGUCGGUUGUUUACAUAUAUACCCGACAUGGCCAGGAUGAUUCAAGGUUUCCGUGCCAUCUGUAACUGGGAAGAUCGCAAGCCAGAGAUAGCUUCUCUCGAUGCAAUUAAAGCUCCUUCGCUAGAAAAAGUCCGGGGGGAGAUUAAUUUCACAUCCUGUACAUUGCAGUACGCUUCCAGACCGAAACCUGCGAUUGAGAAUCUUAACCUGGUUAUACCUGCUGGCAAGUCGGUAGCAUUUUGCGGACCUUCGGGUGGCGGCAAGAGCAGCAUCAUUUCGAUGAUUUCGCGUUUCUACGAUCCCAACUUGGGGACCAUUUCUCUCGAUGGCCGUGACAUCCGGAGCAUCCCUCUGGAGGAAUAUCGUAGCCACAUAUCUUUGGUGGCGCAAGAUGCAGUAUUAUAUGAGGGAACUUUCCGCGAAAACAUCACCCUCGGGCAAACAUCCAUUUCGCAGGAUGAAAUAGAACGUGCAUGCCGUGACGCCAACAUCUUGAGCUUCAUACAAUCAUUACCGCAAGGUUUUGACUCUCCAGUUGGAUUCAAGGGUUCUCAAAUGAGCGGUGGUCAACGGCAACGUAUCUGUAUUGCGCGCGCACUACUUCGAAACCCCAGCAUCCUCCUGCUCGACGAAGCUACCUCUGCACUUGACGCCGAGUCCGAACGAUCUGUACAGGAAGCGCUAGAACAAGCGUCCAAAGGUCGCACAACCAUUUCUAUCGCUCACCGUUUAUCCACAAUUCAGAACGCUGAUAUCAUCCAUGUUGUUGAGGAUGGGCGUAUUAUUGAAAGCGGUAGUCAUGUUGAGUUGCUCGCCCUCAAUGGGCGUUACGUUGAUCUCGUUAAAUCCCAACUCUAA
This is a messenger RNA of Rhizoctonia solani, 3831 nucleotides long. Its product is annotated as ABC transporter transmembrane region. Gene Ontology annotation, cellular component: membrane. Gene Ontology annotation, biological process: transmembrane transport. Gene Ontology annotation, molecular function: ATP binding; ATP hydrolysis activity; ABC-type transporter activity. The transcript has 32 exons. Bases 1 to 3831 code for a protein of 1276 amino acids. The record is from RefSeq and is a predicted model, not a curated record. NCBI's taxonomy places the organism in Eukaryota, Fungi, Basidiomycota, Agaricomycetes, Cantharellales, Ceratobasidiaceae.